GCGCAGAGACGCUGUGAGCUCCGGUAUUAGCAGGCGGCUGCGCACCGAGCCACUCUCUGUCUGUGUCUCUCUCUCUCUCUCUCUCUACCUCUCCCUCCCCUUCCGACCAUUCGCUGGGAAUCGAACCCCACACGGCUCGCCGCCGCCGGCGUCCUGCACGGGGAUUCGACCUAACCAGAGGGAUGUUCCAUUUCGGGAGGAAGUCAACUGGAUUUAAAAGUAUUUGUGACUCUAUACUUGGACAAUUUUAGUGAGUCAGAGCCGGGAUCCGACAACCCCUUUCACUAGAUGAUGAAAACUGUUCAAAGGAUUGCCAUCCAUGGUUUCUGCCCUAAUAAAUACUAUAUCAUACUACAUUAAAAAGAUUUGUAAAGGAAUGUUUACAAAGAAAUUGGCAAACCCAAUUAAAAAGAAAGAGAGAAGCGAAAAUAAAGAGCCCAAAUUGACCUAUGAUUUGCAAGGACACCAUCCAGCUCUCUCUACCACGCUGAAAACUACAGUAAAAAAGAUUUCCAAAUGCUCUUCGGCACGUAACCUUUCGUUGGAAGACGACGACGGAAAGUACGACUGCUCAUCCCUGUCACCCACUUUCAGUUAUCGUGUAGCUAUCGCAAACGGACUCCCCAAAAACUCGCUUUUUUUGAAUAAUAAUGAAAGUAUCUUUCCCGGAGUUCUUUCAAUUGAUGCUAGUUACUCUGACUCUUUGAGUGAGCCAAAACUUGUCAGGAGAUACGACGAGCAUAAAUCACACACUAUGCCAGUAAGACGAAACAGGAAGAGCCUCAUCAGUUUGGCUCCCUCUGAUGGCAGCUCUGAGGGCGAGCGGGUGGAACGCUCGAGUCUUCACACACUUAGGCUGGGUGCCCUACGGAAGUUAAGAAAAUGGAAAAAGAGUCAGGAAUGUGUCUCCUCGGACUCUGAGGUGAGCAAUUGGAGGAAAACCUUGGGAAUCCGGAGCAAAUCCUUGGACCGCGCUGGACGCCAGCAAAAGAGCUCAACCUUGGAGCCCGGCUCCUCUUCCACAGGCUGCAUCAGUCAGACACAAGAUGUCAUGGAGAUGAUCUUUAAGGAGCUCCAGGGGAUCAGCCAAAUAGAAACAGAACUGUCUGAGCUCCGUGGCCAUGUAAAUGCCCUGAAAAGCUCCAUUGAUGAGAUCUCCAGCAGCGUGGAAGUAGUUCAGAGUGAGAUUGAGCAGCUUCGCACAGGAUUUGUCCAGUCUAGAAGGGAAACCCGAGAUAUUCAUGACUACAUCAAACAAAUUAGCCACCAGGCCAAUAAUUCAACCUUGAGGUUCAUUAAUGUUCCUGAAGAAAGGUCAGAAAAAACAGAGUGUCUAAUUUAUAAAAUACUAAAAGAGAAAAUGGGUUUCAUUGAUGCCCAUAAAACCAUUAAGAUUGAGCUUGCUCACAGGUUAGGGCAACAACGAGAAUGUUCUAAUUCAAAACCCCGGCCUAUCAUUGUUAUUUUUGCAACAACUCAAGAGCGGGAUAUAGUAUUAAAAAAGUGCUAUAAACUCAAAGGAACAGGCAUUACAGUCUCUACUGAUAGCUUAACUCCUGAUGGAAAGGAGAGAAAAGACAAAACAAUGUCCUCCUCACAAACUUAUGAAAGCAUGGAUAUAAAGGUCUCAGGAAAGGAUAAGGUGGUGGAGAGUGAUGACUGGGACUCAAUGGACAGUGAUAAAGAAUUAGAUGAAUUAAGCCGAAAUAAAUAUGCAAUGGUUAUUUCAAAGCCCUCUCACAGGAGCAAAUCAGAGAAGAGGCGAUCCCAUGACCAUAGCCGGUCAGGAGAGGAAGCAGGCUACUCAGGCGCUGUUCACUAUGCCGACGACUCUUACUAUGACCCAGACAAGCAGACAAAGGCUUACUAUUCUGAUUUGACCACUGGUUGGCUUUCUCAGAGUGACUAUUCCACCCCUAAACUCAGCCGCUCUGAAUCUGACUGCUCAAAACUUUGUCAGUCAUACUCUGAAGACUUUUCAGAGAGUCAGUAUUUCACACGGGCUAAUGGCUGCCCGCUGCUGUCCUCCUCAGAUCAGGAACUGUGGCAGAGAAAACAAGAAGACAUGGCUUCCUCCUGGUACGCUAGCGACAGUCACCAACUUAGCCGUGAGAAUCGAACAUAUGAACACAACGAGGUUGAGACUACGGAAACUGUUGACAGUGGGGUGAGCAAUGGAUUGGUCGGCAUAUCUGGGGACAGAAGCCACUACAGUGGCUCCCAGCUGUCCCUGCAAGGCGACUUAUCACCCUGGAAAGACUGGCACCAUCUAGAACAGGGUGCUGAUUCUGGCUUGGAAGCUUCCAUAGAGGUUAGCAGUCCCUUUGACCCAUCAACCAUCCCUGGUUUUCCAGAAAACAUCACCAAAUGUCAGGAGGUCGAUCUGCAAUUUGAGGGAGAUGAAGAAUUCAUGAUGCUUGACAGAGAAUCUUUAUUACCACCUAUUACCACCCACAUCAUUGCCCCUGUCACAGAACGUGAGCAUGUCAUCAAGACAUCUGCUAGGCAGUCUAAGGAGGGAAAUACGCAACUCACAAAAGAAAGCACAAAAACAUCAUCUAAAGAUGUACCUAAAACUGCACAAAAACAGACAAAACUGGCACCUAAGGAACAAGCAACAAGUGUCAAAAUAUUUCCUAAAGAAAGCUUAAAGGUAUCUUCGUCUAAAGUUACCUCUAAAGCGGCUCCUAAAGAGUCACCUAAGGAGGUUCCCAAAUCUGCAGCUAAAGAGUCCUUUCAAUCCCUCCCCAGCCCUAAAGCUACACUUAAAGAUGCAACAAAGCCCAGUGUUAAAGAAAUUUCUAAAGUCACUUCAAAGGUAGCUUCUAGUGAGGCUUCCAGAGUGACACCUAAAGUGCUCCCAAAAGACAGCCCUACCAUGACUCCUAAACAAAGUCCCAAACAGUCACCUAAAGAGAGCCCUAAAAUAACUCCUAUUGAGAGUCCCUUUUUAACCCCUAAACAGUCCCCUAAAGAAUCUCUUAAAGGCAUCGCUAAAGACUCCCCACAAAAUGCAUCUAUAGGAGGUCUGAAAGUUGCUGCCAAAGAGGUUACCAAAGAAGCUGCAACACCUCCCCCAAAAGAGGUAUCAAAAGAGGUGCCUAAGGAAGCAUCUAGGGAGACUAGUAAGGUACCCACUAAAGACGUUGCUAAGAUUCCACCUAAAGAAGUUUCUAAGAUUCCACCUAAAGAAGUCUCGAAGGAAGCCACUAAAGAGAGCCCUAAGUCGUCCCCCAAAGAGACCCCUAAAACCUCGCCAAUGGAAACCCCCAAAGCAGGACCUAGAGUGGUCUCUAAAGAUGCCCUUAAGGAAACCCCCAAAGUCAUUCAGAAAGACAAAUUCCCCGAACUGGAUAUCAAUCAUAGCUUCCACCAGAACCAGAGUAAGUCUACGACCAUGUACCGCAGUCAGAGUGAGAUCCGAACCGAUAAGGUGGAAGAGGUGCCCAAGUCAUGGAGCAGUAGGCUCAGCAUAGAUCUCAGUGAGAAGUCCUUUGGUUUUGGCUUCGGCUCUACGCUGCAAAGGGCAAAGUCAGCUUUGGAGGUUGUUUGGAAGUCUGGCACUCAAACUCCUACUGCUGCUCCUCCCGAGGAGACUACCAAUUCAUCAUUUAUGGGACGUUUCCGCACCCUGUCCACCUCUGGUGUAAAUACCUCUAGUGGUACAAUAGACUCCGACGCCAACACAGAGCCCAUUUUCAACAAGGCAGAGGAAGAUAAAGCAAGAGCAGAGGCGGAAGCCGGGGAAGAACAAGUGGACAACGAGACCCACUAUGUUGAAGUAAUGGAGCAGGUGUUGGCUAACUUGGAGAACCGAUCUAAUACUAAUGAGACAGAGGAGACAGAUGAGACUGCUCAGGAGUGUGAGACUUCUCAGGACUACGAUGUGUCGGAUGACAUUGAGGGCUCUCAGGACAAUGAUGCCUUUCAGGAUUUUGAGGAACCUCAAGAUUUUGAAGCACCAGGAGACCAUGAGACAAGUAAAGAGGCAUGUGUACUGGAGUAUGAUUGCAGCUUGGAUGAAGAGUACAGUGAAGAAUUUGAAAACCAACUCACAGAGGACACUGCUGAAUAUGACGCCAUGGUGGAGUACGUCGACGUAGAAGAACCGGAUGACAACGACGUGACAGAGGAGAUGGAAGAGGCUGAUGAGGAGUUAGAGGACAUAGAGGAGAUUAUAGAGGAGGACACUGAGGGAUCUGAAAAAGUCAAGCAAGGGCAGGAGGAUGAAAACAAAAACGUUCCAGAGGAGAAACCUACGGAGCCCCCACCCAAGAAACAUGUGAGACCCACAUUCAAGGAGGCAGCAUUGAGGGCCUACAGGAAACAGAUGGCUGAACUGGAACAGCAGAUCCUGGCAGGAGACAGCAGUGCUUUGGACACACAGCCUCAUAGUAUUUUGGACCCAAAAUUGCUCGGCUUGCAGACUGGGGGGGCUGGCAGUAUUCUUUAUGGCAUUGACAGCAUGCCAGAUUUACGCCGCAAGAGGACAGUGCCUCUUGUCCGAGACCUGGCAGGCAUCUCGUUCGCUCUGGUGAACCGGUCCACCCUAAAUAACGAGGAUCUGAAACUACACGUCUUCAAGAAGACUCUUCAGGCCUUGAUCUACCCGAUUUCAUCCACCACGCCUCAUAAUUUCGAGGUGUGGACGGCAACCGCACCCACCUACUGCCACGAGUGCGAGGGGCUGCUGUGGGGCAUCGCCCGUCAGGGAAUGCGCUGCUCGGAGUGCGGCGUCAAAUGCCACGAGAAGUGCCAGGACCUGCUCAACGCAGACUGUUUACAACGGGCAGUGGAGAAGAACUCCAAGCACGGGGCGGAGGACAAGACCCAGAACAUCAUCAUGGCAAUGAAGGAGCGCAUGAAGAUACGGGAGAAGAACACUCCGGAGGUGUUCGAAGUGAUCCAGGAGAUGUUUCAUGUCUCCAAAGAAGACUUCACUAGCCAUCUGAAGACAGCCAAGCAGGCUGUUCUGGACGGGACCUCCAAGUGGUCGGCCAAAAUCACCAUCACAGUGAUGAGUGCACAGGGCUUACAGGCCAAAGAUAAGACUGGUUCCAGCGACCCUUACGUCACCGUCCAGGUGGGCAAGACCAAACGCAGGACCAAGACCAUCUUCGGCAACCUCAACCCGGUCUGGGAUGAGAAGUUCUACUUUGAAUGUCACAACGCCACCGACCGCAUCAAGGUGCGCGUGUGGGACGAGGAUGAUGACAUCAAAUCGAGGGUGAAGCAGCAUUUCAAGCGCGAGUCUGAUGAUUUCCUGGGCCAGACCAUCAUCGAGGUUCGCACUCUGAGUGGAGAGAUGGACGUUUGGUACAAUCUAGAUAAAAGGACGGACAAGUCUGCGGUCUCUGGGGCCAUCAGGCUCAAGAUCAGUGUGGAGAUGAAAGGGGAGGAGAAUGUGGUUCCCCCUCAUGGCCAAUACACCUGUUUACAUGAGAACCUGUUCCACUGCCUGACCGAAGUGAAGAACAACGGCGUGGUGAAGAUCCCAAAGGUGAAAGGGGACGAGGCGUGGAAGGUCUACUUUGACGACGUGUCUCAGGAGAUAGUGGAUGAGUUUGCCAUGAGAUACGGAGUGGAGUCCAUCUAUCAGGCCAUGACGCACUUCUCCUGUCUGUCCGCCAAGUACAUGUGUCCCGGUGUGCCGGCGGUGAUGAGCAACCUGCUUGCUAAUAUCAAUUCCUACUUCGCCCACACGACCACCACCACCACCACCACCGCCUCCGCCUCCGACCGGUUCGCCGCCUCGAACUUCGGGAGGGAGAAGUUUGUCAAAUUACUGGACCAGCUGCAUAACUCACUGAGGAUCGACCUGUCUAAAUAUCGGGAUAAUUUCCCUGCAGGAAACCAAGAACGUCUCCAAGAUCUCAAGUCCACUGUUGAUCUGCUGACCAGCAUCACCUUCUUCAGGAUGAAGGUACAAGAGCUCCAGAGUCCACCCAGAGCCAGCAUGGUGGUGAAGGACUGCGUGAAGGCAUGCCUGGACUCCACAUACAAAUACAUUUUUGAUAACUGUCAUGAACUGUACAACCAACUACUUGACCAGAGCCGGAAGCAGGACAUUCCCCGAGAGGAACAGGGUCCGUCUAUAAAGAACCUGGACUUCUGGCCCAAGCUCAUCACUCUCAUGGUCUCAGUCAUCGAUGAGGAUCGGACAGCUUACACCCCAGUCAUUAACCAGUUUCCACAGGAGUUGAACGCAGGCAGGAUCAGCGCCGAGAUCAUGUGGAGCCUCUUUGCCCUGGAUAUGAAGUAUGCCAUGGAAGAGCACGACAAGCACCGCCUAUGCAAAAGUACUGAAUACAUGAAUCUUCACUUCAAAGUCAAAUGGUUCCAUAAUGAGUAUGUUCGUGACCUGCCGGCCUUCAAGAAUGUUCCGCCUGAGUAUUCUCUGUGGUUCGAGCCAUUUGUAAUUCAGUGGCUUGAUGAGAACGAAGACGUUGCCAUGGAUUUCCUCAAUGGAGCACUGGAAAGGGACAAGAAAGAUGGAUUCCAGCAGACCUCAGAGCACGCCCUCUUCUCGUGCUCGGUGGUGGAUGUGUUCACUCAACUAAACCAGAGUUUUGAGAUCAUCAAGAAGCUGGAGUGCCCAAAUCCACAAGCUCUGGCUCACUUCAUGUGCCGCUUCGCAAAGACUAUCAACAAAGUUCUUCUGCAGUAUGCUGUGAUCAUUUCCAAGGACUUUCCUUUGUAUUUGAGUAAGGAGAACGUGCCCUGCAUCAUCCUCAACAACAUUCAGCAGCUCCGUGUCCAACUGGAGAAGAUGUUUGAGUCCAUGGGUGGCAAACAGGAGGAGGGGGUUGUGUCCUUCUGUAAGCUGGAUGCAGAGGCCAGCGAUCUUCUUAAGGAGCUGCAGAAUAAACUCAACACAGUGCUGGAUGAGCUCAGCGCAGUGUUUGGCUCCAGUUUCAAAGGCGUGAUCGAGGAUUGUGUGAAGCAGAUGAACCAGGAGCUGGUUCAGAUGAAAGGUACGGCCAAAGGGAGCAACGCUGCCAUGGACGCAGAGACGGUCCUUCGGCCUCUCAUGGACCUCCUGGAUAAAAAUUUGAUGUUAUUUGCCAAGAUUUGUGAGAAGACUGUGCUCAAACGGGUCCUCAAAGAGCUUUGGAAAAUUGUCCUGAACACCAUUGAGAGAACAAUUGUUCUGCCUCCACUGAAUGACCAGAGUCAAGGAGCUCAGAUGAUCUUCAACGCCGCCAAGGACUUGGGACAGCUGUCCAAACUGAAGGAGCAUGUCAUCCGAGAGGAAGCCAGGAGUCUGACUCCACGACAGUGUGCAGCCAUGGACCUCGUGCUUCCCACCAUCAAGCAAUACUUCCACGCUGGAGGAAAUGGGCUGAAGAAAACCUUCCUCGAAAAAAGCCCCGAUAUGAAGUCCCUGAAAUAUGCUCUCAGCCUUUACACUCAACCUACAGAUGCCUUGAUCAAGAAAUAUAUAUGCACCCAAACCUCUCAAGGUCAGUCAUCCAACGGAUCCGUGGGGGAGGUGUCAAUGCAAGUGAAUCUCAUCUCUCACCCUGGCACAGGAGAGCACAAAGUCAGCGUCAAGGUGUUUGAGGUGAACAACCUCAUCUGGCAAACCAAUGCCAUGUUCCGGCCGUUUGUAGAGGUCAACGCCGUGGGACCACACCUGGCUGACAAGAAGCGCAAAUUCAGCACCAAGACCAAGAAUAACAAUUGGUCACCAAAGUACAAUGAAACAUUCCAAUAUGUUCUAAGCAACGAACAUGGUCCCGAGGCCUAUGAGCUGCAUGUCUCAGUGAAGGACUACUGCUUCGCCCGCGAGGACCGCAUCAUCGGCAUGACGGUCAUCCAGCUACGAGAGCUAGCGGACAAGGGCAGCUGCUCUGCGGGCUACCCGCUGGUGAAAAGCAUCUCCAUGGACGAAACUGGCCUGACCAUCAUGAGGAUACUCUCCCAAAGGACCACUGACGAGGUGGCAAAAGAGUUUGUGCGUCUCAAGACAGACACGCGCUCGACGGAGGAAGUAUCGUAAUGUGCAAAGAAAUCGCAGUGUUAAAAAAAAAAAAGUUGUGUUGUCUUUAGUGGGGGGGGAUUAAAAAAAAAAAGAAGAAAAAAGCAAAGGGAGAAGGAGAAGGAGCAGUAGCAACAACAGAUUCUCUCUUUCUGGAUAAACGCUGGAGAGGGAGGUUGUCCAAAGAGAAGCACAGGAGGCCCAAAUGGGGCGAGGCAGCAUCACAGUGAGAGAGAGAGAGAGAGAGAGAGAGAGAGUUGUGUUUGUUUGUUUGUUUUUGUGCAUGUGCGUAAAACAUCUGUUGGAAUGUUCAUUUUAAAACUACAGUAUGUACAAGUGUUUACUGACGGUAUGCUUACUAUUAAGUACUAUAUUCUACGAGUUAUGUUAACGAGACAUGAAAUACCUUUUGUACAACAUUUAGUCUUUUUGAACAGAGAUUUGUUCCAAUAAAGUGCCAAACCAGUGAAAAAAAGAACAAAACCAACGUAUAUGAAUUAUGGUGAAGUUUGUAUGUUUGAGUUUGCUCGAUUAUUUUGUCCGGUGUAAGUCAUUUUCUGACAGUGUGGCGUUUUGAUUGUUGCAAAGUCUUUCAUUUUGCAUCCUCGUUUUUUGGCUUCACGUUCUUCCACACAGCACUGUUGUGCAUGUCCUCUUCUCAUGUCUCUCCCAUGAUUCUACAGUGACCACCGAGCAGGGUCCUGUCCCCUUGCCUUCAAACUGUUUGUAUUUUAAGUCGACCUGAAAAUAGACCACGUUUUUUUAAAUGGCGAUGACUGCUAUGUGAACCUUCAUAGGUGUUUGUAAUUUUAUAACCAUGACAACAAUGACGACAGCCUCCAGUACUAACAGUCUUAGCAGAAAGGAUGGAAAUAUUUUACUUUUUUUGGGGCUUUUUUUUUCUCCUUGUUUUUGACCAUCAGCUUCCAGCCUUUCUGAAUGACCACUGUGAACAUGAGCUUUGGAAGGCAAGCUUACGUGACAUUGCUGACAGUUUGAUAUUAUGGUUUCAUAUUUUUCCGAUAACUUUGUUCUUGAUAAACUGCCAAAGUUAUAUGAAAUAUUUGUACAAAAGCAAUCCAUUACAUGUAUGAAGAUAAAUAUGUACAUGUGAUCUAUUACUUUUUCAAUGCUUAAUAUUUGAUUAUUGAUAAGACGGUACUAAGAUUUUAUUUUUUUUAUUUCCUGUGAAGCUGUUAACCAAUAUGAAAGUUGCACAUGUUACUGUACACAUUAGUUAUAUCAGCUUAUGUCAUUGGAAUUAUUUUUCUUCAUAAAGGAAAGAGUCUAACAUUUGGUAAAUAUGCAACAUUCCUAUGUAUUGCACUGAUGGCGAAUUGUAUGUCAUGUAAAUAUAUUUAGUGAGAUAUUGUACAAAAGUCUACUUUUCUUUAAUGUGCAUAAAGUAUGUGCAAAUAUGUUAAAACAUUUGGGUCAUUUUGGAAGAAUUGUCCAGUAAGCAUCCCUGUUCUUCAUAGCUUACAUUAGACAUAAUGAGAUACAUCACGAGACAUAAUGAGAUAGAUCUCACAGCAAAGGAGAAACCAAUAGGUAUUGAUAUUUGAAAAAGAAAAAAAAUGAUUUGAACUGGUUUUUAGAGGCUUUGGGGUAAAAAGAAAACAAAACCAAACCUCUUUUGUUUAUUCCCUGAAUUAUUCUUCUUUAUCAAAAACCUGGCAGCUCGGUCAGAGGUUUUGGGUGUAUUGUGCAACAGAUAAUUAGCAUGAAAAGGUAUUACUCCUAAAGAAAAAGGUAAAUACUUUCUUUAUGGUUGUGAGAUCCAUAAUGGGACAGUGCUGCCUGGUAGAACACGUUGCCCACCCACACAGUCCUAGUUUUGUCUUCUAAAGGCUUCAUUGUCCCGCAUCACAAUGAACAUUUGACUCCAUACCACGGCCUCGUGGGCCUUGUUCAAAUGUCUUGUUGUUGAUGAGUGUGUGUGUGGAAGAAACAUUUGCUUUGAUAUUAGUUAUGCUCUUAUUUACUGUCGAUCGUUCCACAGCCACAGCCAGAAAAAAAUGCAGAACUGUGACAAGAAAAUAUCCUUAAAACACACGUUACCUGCCAAAACA
This is a messenger RNA of Pungitius pungitius (ninespine stickleback), 10053 nucleotides long. RefSeq names its product protein unc-13 homolog C (gene unc13c). Gene Ontology annotation, cellular component: presynaptic active zone cytoplasmic component; neuromuscular junction; terminal bouton. NCBI's taxonomy places the organism in Eukaryota, Metazoa, Chordata, Actinopteri, Perciformes, Gasterosteidae. Bases 320 to 8002 code for a protein of 2560 amino acids. Gene Ontology annotation, biological process: synaptic transmission, glutamatergic; synaptic vesicle priming; synaptic vesicle maturation. The transcript is spliced from 33 exons. The record is from RefSeq and is a predicted model, not a curated record. Gene Ontology annotation, molecular function: phospholipid binding; calcium ion binding; calmodulin binding.